CUAUAACACUAACACUAUAACACUAACAUAUAUAACACUAUAACACAGCAUAUAAUAGUGUAAUUCAGUCACUCUAAUCAAUACUCUUAACUUAACUAUUAAGUCUUUACACCAGUGACUCGCGCACAACACUACCUAUUCUAGUGCGGCAUGGGUCUACAACCAUAAAUACUCUCAGACUAUACGAUCUCAUAUAAACUAUACAGCUACCAAUACUAACCCCACAACAAUUACCAAUACUAAUGCCACUAUGAGUGAUAUAGCCUUAUCAAGAAUAGCUCACUUACUCAAAGUGGAAGAUGACCUAGUGAAAAUCCCCGAAUUAAAAUCUCAAUUCCUUAAGGAAAAGGCAUCAAUUGAUAAUAAACUUAGUUCAACUACUCAACAACAAAUUGAUUCAUUAAUGUCAAAUAUUUCUAAACUUAAUGAAGCAUCAACUAGAAUUAAUUCAAUUAAAGGAAAUAUCAAUCGAAUUAAUCAAAUCUAUGAUGAAAGUAUUACCAAUAUAAAAGAUUAUUCAACUAUACAAAAGAUGUCUAAUGUAUCACAAUUCUUAAAUCAAGUAGAAAAUUUAUAUGAAGAUAUUCGAAAUUAUUCCCAAGUAUUAAAUAAUUUAAAUUUAAGAAUUGAACAAGAAUUACAAAAUUUAAGUUCAGAUCUUUCAUAUCCAUUACCAAAUAUACUAUCAAUACAUUUUGAAUAUACUAGAAUUCGAAAUUUUCUGGAUUAUUUAGAAUCUUAUUGUACUAAUUUAUCUGAUGAUUUAAGAGCUUAUGUUAAUAAAGUUACUAAAAUGACUAAAACAACCAUUAGAUUAUUUGAUGAUUUAUUAAAAGAAGUUAUUGUAAGUUUAACAGAAGCAAUUAAAGAUGAAAAUGUUGAAUUAGUUUAUAAAUUAGUUAAAAUUAUUGAAUUUGAAGCUAAUGAAGAUUUAAAAUUUACUUUAAUGAAUAAUUUAGGAUUAAAUAAAGUAUUAGAUCCUAAAACUAUUGAUUAUGUAAAUUUUAGAGGUAAUAAAAGAAAUUAUAAGAAAUUCUUUUAUAUAAAAUUAGAAGAAAGUCUUGAUGAAACUUUUAAUGAUUGUAUAAAACAUUAUCGAGAUGAUCCAAUGCAAUUAUAUGAUGGAGGAUUAGAUUGGUUAGAAGAUGAAUUAAGAUUUGUAUUUCAAAGAUUAAAUCCAAUGUUACCAACUAAUUGGGAUGUAGAAUCUUUCUUUCAAAAUGUUUAUUAUAAUAGAUUACAUAAAUUUACUAUGGAAGUUAUAAAGACUGAUCCUCCAGCUGAAGAUUUAAUGAGAAUUUUAAAAUAUGAUACUUAUUAUAGUAAAUUUUUAACGGCUUUACAAAAUUUAGAUACUCCUGAUAAAUCUAAAAGAAAAUCAGUUAUUAAAAAGGAACAAAAAUCAAUUAUUGGUGAAGAUUUAAAGAAUAGUGUAUUAGAUGAUUAUUUAAAAGUUAUUACUUCAAAACUGGAUGAAUGGACUGAUAAUUUAAUUAAAUUAGAAUCAGAAAAUUUUGUUGAUAGACUGGUACCACCAGAUAUUUAUCAUUAUACUCAACAAAUUGAAGAUGAAGAUGCUCAUGAUCAAUUAAUUACUGUAGAUAUUACAAGUGAUGUUUAUGUAUUACCUGAUUUUAAUUCACCUUUAACUAUGCUUAAAGGUCAAGCUGAUGUAGCAGCUGAAUCAGGUUAUUCAAAAAUAUUAGCUGGAGUAAUUGAAAAUUUUUCAAAGGGUUAUAUUAAAAGAAUUAUUAAUUUUCAAAAAUUAAUUGAAGAUGAAGUGGAAAAAUAUAUGUCAAUUUAUAAUACUGAAAGUUAUUUAAUUAAAGAAAGUAAAGCUAAAAGAUUAUUUCGUGGAUCUCAUAAGAAUAUUGAUCAAAAGAAUUUUGAAAAUAUGACACCUGAACAAUUAUCUGAAAUAUCUAAACCAGCAUUAGUUGAAUAUCUUGCUGCUUUAGGUAAUACAUUUGAAAUUAAUACUGAUAGAUUACUGGAUAAAUUUUUACCAGAAUAUCAAGAAAAAGUUCAUACUGCUUAUCAUAAUAGAUUAACUCAAGCUAUUGAAGAAACAGUUAAUCCAAGUACUGAAUUAAAUGCUCAAAUUCUUCGAGCUAUAGUUGAUAUUAUAGUUAAUGAUUUAUAUCCAACAUUAUCUAAAGUAUUUACAAAAUCUUGGUAUGAAGAUGGACAAAAUGUUACAGGAGAUUCAACAUCUGGUGCAACUAUUAUUGCAGAAACUAUUGCUGAAUAUAUGGGAGAAUUAAGAGGUUAUGCAACUUAUGAUAUUUAUUCAUUAACCUUUAAUAUAUUAUUAGAUUCAUUUAUAUCUGAUUAUAUAAGAAUUGGUUAUGAAAAUGUAUUACAUGGUGAUGGUAAAAGAAUUGAUCCAACAGCAAUUAAGAAAUAUAAAUCAUUUUCUGAAGCAGUUGGUAGAGAUAUUACCAUAUUUUAUACUAAACUUCAACCAUUAUUCACAAGAAAGGAUACAGCAUAUUUAAUGAAUAGUUUAAGAGCCAUUGAAUUCCUUGGUGAUUUAGCAACUUGUGAAGAUCCAAUGACUUUUAUCCCUCAAAUUUGGGAACAUGAAAUUUUACUCACUUUCUAUUAUUGUCCCGUAGAAUAUGUUCGAGGCAUUUGUUUAUGUCGUAAGGAUAUGGAUAAACGUCAAGUUGCUCAGUUAUGUGAACAAUUAGUGGCUAUUCAAAAGGAUUUCCAAUCGAGAGUAGAAGCCCCGGAAAUGCCUAUUGCUACCUUGAACGAUUUCACUUUUAAAGAUUAAUGAAUAUAUAUAUAUAUAUAAAUAUAUAUAGAUAGAUAGAUAUAU
Scheffersomyces amazonensis is the source of this 2824-nucleotide messenger RNA. It is a transcript of the gene SEC6, whose product is annotated as SNARE-binding exocyst subunit. Gene Ontology annotation, cellular component: exocyst. Gene Ontology annotation, biological process: exocytosis; exocyst localization. Bases 251 to 2779 code for a protein of 842 amino acids. NCBI's taxonomy places the organism in Eukaryota, Fungi, Ascomycota, Pichiomycetes, Serinales, Debaryomycetaceae. Gene Ontology annotation, molecular function: SNARE binding. The record is from RefSeq and is a predicted model, not a curated record. The transcript has a single exon.